Messenger RNA from Xyrichtys novacula (pearly razorfish), 6073 nucleotides. The record is from the annotation of a GenBank genome assembly. NCBI's taxonomy places the organism in Eukaryota, Metazoa, Chordata, Actinopteri, Labriformes, Labridae.
CUUUCCCGCGCAGAACAAUUUUGGAAAUCAUAAUUUCCGAGUACACCUGAAGGCAACACAAGCACUCCGAUCCAAUCAGCUGCCUCCUUUCUGUUGCCUGACUUUUUGAAAACAUCAGAGCGCCUUUAUUUUAGUGAGCUCGCGGAUCCUGUUCGUUUCAUCAUUCUUCAUUGUCAGGCGAAUCGAGAGAAACAUGUCGGUUGAUUUUGAGGAGAAUCUGUCCCAGAUUGAACUGAUCUACAGAAAUUCGCUGGCUCGAAUCAUAGAAAAGGUGUGUUGAAAUGGCGAAAUGUUGAGGUUUUAGCAGUAAAUGAAGCAGCGGGUUACCGUUAGCAGACGGAGACCCCGAAACUUCAGUGUAUUCAUUUCUGCGGUUUUUCUCCACAGUAUUCAGGAUUUUCCAAGCAGAACUAUGGGCCGGAAGUGGACCUCGAAAACAUACAGGAAGAUGGUAAGUCUAUUGUUAAUAUGAUGGACUGAAGCCCCUGUUCCGUCAGAGUUUAUGGAGGUUUUUGCUUAGUUUCAAGUCCUUUAUUCACCCCAUCCUUUCCCAACUCUCUGUAAACAUUAGUGAAGUUUGGAAAGUGAAAUGUUGUUCCAUUCCUGCUUGAUUUCAGCAGCUUUAGAGCAGGGGUCUUAAACUAAACCACAGCAAGGGCCAUAAUCUGGAUUCAGGUCUAACCUGAGGGCCAAAGAGGGUCAACAUUUCACCAAAACUGGCAACCUUCUUUUUAAAAAAAAAAAAGUAAAAACAACAAUGAUUAUAAAUCAUUUGGAAACUCAAAAAAAGAAAAGUUUAAAGGCAAUCUGAGAUAGAAAAAAAUAUUUUGUUUUUAUUUAUUAGUUCAAAAGAUUAGAGCAUGAUAUUAAAAAAAGAAAAAUAAUGCUUUUAAAGAGCAAAUACAUGAGAAGAACGUUGAAAUCAAGUUUAAAAGCUCAAAAUAUGACUUAAAAUGUAAAACUGGAAUCUAAAGUAUAAAAGUGACACAAGUCUAAAUACUGAGUUGAACAAAAUUGAAGCAUUAAAUAAAAAAAUCCAACAUGUUUCACUUUUAAUCUUGAAAUGCAAAAUUGAAAACGUGAAAUAAAACACCAAAUAUAUUUUCCCCCACAUUCUUGACUUUUUAUCAGAUCUUUGUUACUCUUUAAUUUCCCAGAUUUUCAUGGCUUAUUAAGGAUAUUUCAAAUAAUGGUGCUAAAGUUUACAUUAUUAUACUGGAGGAAAUCUACAGACUUCAUACUGGUGGGCCGAUAAUAGUACAAAUAUGAUCUGAUCUUGUGGGCCAGAUUUGGCCCCCAGUCUUGGGUUUGACACCUGUGGUUUAGGGUCUACUUUGAUGCACUUUUUGUUUCAUGACUGUCGAGUCGGUUUCAAUGGAUGACAGAAUAGGACUUAAGGCGGGUUACUUUAGCAGCAGAAUGUGGUUUGUCUUCAUGAAAUAUGAAGGUAAUGUAAAAAACGCUGUAGAUUGUGUUCAGCUUUAAUGGAACCUUUGUACACGCCUAUGCCAUGAUACUGAUAUAAUGAUAACAAGCCUGGUAGCCUUCUCAGCAUCUAUGAUUUCCAAAGAGAAUGUUACAGUCUCUGUUGUUUCUAGAUCAUGUUCAUAUCAUAUUUUGUUAUCUUCGGUGAUUUAUAAUAUUAUAUAUUCCCCCCCCCUUUCCCGUUUUUUAAAAAUAUAUAUAUGUUCUCACUGUGUAUGUCUUUAUUUUGAAUAUUCAUAUCUUGCUUUCAGUGUUUCAAUCAAUCAAAUUUCAUUUAUAUAGCGCCAAUUCACAACAGUCAUCAUCACAAAAUGCUUUCCUAAAAGAAAGAGCAGGUCUAGACCACGCUCAUUGUUUGAUGAAUUAUCAAGACCCAAGAUGGGAUUUGGCCCAUCUCAUCUUACAUGAGUGACAGUGGCAAAGGAAAAACUUCCUUUUAACAGGCAGAAACCUUGGGGGACCAGACUCAUGGUAGACAGCCACCAAGCUGCUGCUGGGUUGGGAAGGAAUACAGAGAGAUAGGGGGUGAGAGAGAGAGACAGAGGACAGCAGCAACAUUAAAACAACAACAACAGCUCAUGCAGAGUUGUGGUUGCAGAGCAAGUAAUGAUGAAACAAUAUAAAUUCAGUUUACAGGAUUAGGAUAUAAGUAAUUAUGGACCAUGUUUAAUUAAUUUAAUGUGAUUACAGUCAGCAGGACUAAUGGCUGUUAACUCUAGUUUUAUGUUAUUAAUGUUGGUGAGGCUGACCAUUCUUACUAACUCAUGAGUCAUGUAAGUGUUUUUCUGGUCUCUGUUUUAUCAAUUUUCUCUUCACUUUUUCUUGCAUAGUUUUAUGUCAAAAGUGCUACAAAAAUAAAAGUUAAGUUAAAUUGAUUUCUUGAUUUUCUUCUGCCUAAUAAAGCACUUGAAUACUGCAUGGAAGCCUCCAAAAAAGAAAUGGACAAGUUUGAGUCACAGGUUUGGGUCACUUUAAUCAUAAUCUGCAGAAACAUGACACAAAAUUCAAGUAAAUACUCACAUUUUUGACAUGUGUACCACUAUAAAAAUAUAAUCCUACUCUUGUCUCCCCUCAGAGAUUGGCAGAGUUAAGAGAAGAUUCUUCCGCCACAGCACAAGACGCAUCCACAGACUCUCAGGUUAAAGUUCUGUUUUUGUUUUAACACUUCUGUCCUGAAAAUCAAGAAUAUCUUAAAUUUAUGCAGCUUUAUUUCCAACAGCUGGACUGCACGUCUCAAAGUGAUGAAGCUGAUGGAUCCUGCAGCUCCAGUGUUGCCAGUUUUAUCGGUAUUUCUAGUGUCUCCUCUGUGUCCAGUGCACACAUCUCUGUGCAGAAUAAUAAUAAUAAUAAUAAUAGUGGGAAAAAUAAACUUUUUAAAUGUGGGAGAGGCCAUUAAAGGAACUGAUGGAAAACUGAUCUAUUUGAUUUUUUUUUCCCAGGUGAGGUCUCUGCAGCAGGAACAUCUAGAAGUGCCUUAACUCAGCUGACUGUGAGCUCUCUGGAUGAAAGUCAGAGGACCUUCUCUGACAUAGAGCAGCAGCCGGAGGACCAGGAUGAAGGGCUGAAGAUGAUUCUGAGUAGAAACAGCUGCUUAGGGGAGCUCUAUCCCACCAUGAUCUGCCGGCUCAAGAGCGCUGUGCAACGGCAGCACGUCUCUGAGGUUGCCAGCUCUGUGCUGAGGAGGUACCGCCGGUGGAGACAGUCAAACAACAGCUUAAAUGUCAGCGGCCUCCUCGUGUCUUAUCACAAACAGAUCCCAAAGAACAGGAGCAACAAGGAGAACUCUGGGAGCGCAGUGAAGAGGUCCUUUAUUGGGACUGAAGGCUCCCAUUGCUCUCAUUUGCAGAUAACAAACCAGCAGGAAAGACAGCAUUCACCUGGGAGGGGGAGAAAUUUACAGAGGAGGCAGCAACACAAGCCCAUCCUUGUCAUGGACUUCUCUGGUUCCUCUGACACCUCAAUGGAGGAGAGCCCACCAAGCCCGAUAGUCAUUACAUCCUCAGAUGAAUCUCAGAGAGAUCAGCAGCCACCUGCGUACACUGUCAGGUCUUCUCAGUCUCCAUAUUCUUCUCCUAAAGCCACCUUGGAGCUGUCUCUAAGGUCUAAAAGGCUUUUUAAUGCCUCCCAUUCACAGCAGACUGACACAUGUACAUCACAAAGCAUGGCUGCCAAGGAGGGACGGGACAGCUAUGGUUCCCCUGUCAGGCAGAGUCCAUAUAAGUCCAGGAUAAUGAGCAGCCUCAGUAGAUCCCCUCUCUCCUUCUCCAGAAGCCCAAAGGUAAAUCCUGUGGAAGUCUCCAGAGAGAUGGCAAGGCCCAGACCAGAGUCCCCGUGCUUCCCUCAAUUGAGAUCCCUCCUGCUACAUAGGAAUCUCUCCCCCCAAGCCUCCAGACCGCCUCCUCCUUGUUCAGCCUCAGCAGCAGAGUCUUGCCACAGGCUGCGCCGCCACCUUUCCUUUGACUCCCCCCUGGUGUCACAGAGUCACAGCUCUUACUCACCACAGAAGGUGGACGAGGAAUUUACCAGAAUCUACCACAAGUAUGUCUGUCAGAACAAAUCCCCCUUGUUCAAAGGCCUUCCGUGUCGCUUCUGUGCUCGCAACUGUGAGGCCAGGAGAGAUCACUCCUCCUUAGCUCUGGAUGCCCUUGCUUUGUCACCGCAUCGCUCUGUCUUGAGGAAACGCCACCGGGAGUUGAGCUUGGAGAGUGUCCCUCGGUCCAAACGUUUCAGGGAAGAGUACUGCAUGUCCUCACCUUGGUCCAGCCACUACAGGACCGUGAUGCUCAGGCGCCGCCUCUGUCCAUCUGAACCCAAGCAGCUGUGUGACGACCCCAGCAAACUCAGCCCCAGCAAACUCAGCCCCAGUAAACUCAGCCCGAGUAAAAUCAGCCCCAGUAAACUCAGCCCUAAAAAUCUCAACCUGUUUCAGAGCCUCAACCCUCAGCAGCAACCAGCAGAGCACUGUCAGACCUGGCUGAGCCGGAACCGCAGUCAGUCUGCAGCAGAGUUCCCAGGGCACGGUAAGCGUCCUCUGUGAACAUCUGUGAGGAAGUUUUUGUUAGUGGUGAUUCGGCACACCCUGAAGACAAAGAUGUGCCUUGAAUUUUUGUGCGGAUCUUGUAUGUUAACAUAGCUCUUCUGACUCAAAUCUUCUUUGGCUGUCUUCAAAAGUCAAAUCCGUUUAUUUCUCUGCUUGCUAAAAGUCUUUUUUGCUUUUGAAAUGAAAAAUUAUUUGUUUCACUCCACACUGGAGCUUUAAGGAGUUGAAGAAUUGAACUUUUUUUCUUCCCAGUUUCACUUCAUUCUUCUUCAAUUCAACAGGAAGGUCACGUGUGAGGAAUGCUGCCACUGGCUCUCCGCAGUAAGUAUCCAAGAUUCAUAUUUUCACUGAUACAGAAUUCUUUGUACAGAGCCAAACAGUGUUGUGGUCAAGUCACCAAACCCAAAAGCCCAAGUCAGGUCUGGAGUUCUACAGUUGAAUGUAGGUCUGAUGCUGUGUUUCUGUCUGGUUUGGUUCAGUUGAGUUCAGUAAACCAAACCUUUCUUCAGCUGGAGAAAAAAAUAAAUCGCACCCACCGCCUUUUUUUUUUCUUUUUUUCGAGCAAAAGGUGAACUUAAGAUGAAUAAAAAAUGAAAGGGAGAAGAAAUUGGAUUGACUCUAUACUAUGUUAAAAAAGUAAAUGAUAACAUCAGGUUACAGGAUUUCCUCUUUUGCAAUGUGCUCUCCCUCUGCCCAGCUAUGACUGUGUGAGAUUGAAGCAACUGUUAAGAAACCUCUGACAGCUUUAACCGCAGGAUGCCGCUGAUUAAGAUAACAGUGUAUGAAAUUUGGAUGAGCGUGAAGUAACAGAUUCAUACACAACUUUAUCUUUUUAUUUACUUUAAGGUUAAAUUUUGGGUUUUACUGACAGAGGACUGCGGAUAGAGCAGAAAACAGGGGAGUAAGGAUAGUAUGCAGGAAAGUGACCACGGGGUGAAAGUAAACCCAGGUCGCCUGCAAGUGUAGGGCGCACCUAGACUGUUAAGACCGUCCGUGACCCACCUUUUUUUUUGUUUUUGUUGAUGAUCAUUUAAGAUUAAAAAAGCAUUCCCUGGUCUUCUCCAUAUUAAACAUGUCGCUCUGCUCCUGCUGCAUUUACUUCAAAUUCAUUUGAAAGCAAAACUCUUGUCACAGCGACCCCCUUAGGCUCUUUUGCAAACUAGAUGUCAUGUGGAUAGACAUACAGGUUGACACAGGUCAGCUUGGCCCAGACUUGAGACCAAGGGCUUGACUUGGGCAUCUUUGGUCAUUUAAGCUCAUUUUCUCUCUGAACUCUUUGUUUCUUCUUCUCACAUGUACAGAAAAAGGCGGUGAAGGUCUAACCCAAGCAUCCCUGGUACAGUUUAUUGUUCUCGGCAGCUGCAGACCCAGCUCAGGAAGUUCCCAGUUCUCAUCCUGUUUAAUGGAUAAAUAAUCUGCUUGAUUCAAAGUGUUCCAUGUUAAUUUAAUACUUUACUGCAUGUGUUAUGAUGUGCUGUUGAAAUUUAACCCAGUUUCAUGUUCCCGUUUUACGUUUUAUUAAAAUAAAUCGCAGCGUUCAAAAAGCAA